Cryptococcus amylolentus CBS 6039 is the source of this 1936-nucleotide messenger RNA. RefSeq lists its product as hypothetical. The coding region runs from base 1 to 1614 and encodes 537 amino acids. Gene Ontology annotation, molecular function: aldehyde dehydrogenase (NAD+) activity. The transcript has 6 exons. NCBI's taxonomy places the organism in Eukaryota, Fungi, Basidiomycota, Tremellomycetes, Tremellales, Cryptococcaceae. The record is from RefSeq and is a predicted model, not a curated record.
AUGGCUCCCACUUUCACCCACGAGUUCAACCACCCCGGCUACAAGGGCAAGGUCGAGAUCCCCACCGGCGUCUUCAUCAACAACGAGUGGAACACCUCUCUCGACAAAAGCGCAGAGACCAUCGACGUCUUCAACCCCUCCACUGGCGAGGUCCUCACCAGCAUCCCCGAGGCCAGGGAGGCCGAUGUCAACAAGGCCGUCGAGGACGCCCACACCGCGUUCAACACGACAUGGGGUCUCCACACUCCCGGUUUCAAGCGUGGCGAGUACCUCAUCAAGAUCGCCGAGCUCAUGGAGCGUGACCUCGAUAUCCUCGCUUCCAUUGAGGCCCUCGACAACGGCAAGACCUUUGGUGCCGCCAAGGGCUUUGACGUCCCCGAGGCCGCUAGAACUUUCAGGUACUACGGUGGAUGGGCCGACAAGAUCCAGGGCAAGGUGAUCGAGACCUCCAGCGCCAAGCUUGCCUACACUCUCCACGAGCCCGUCGGUGUUUGUGGCCAGAUCAUCCCCUGGAACUUUCCCCUCCUCAUGUUUGCCUGGAAGGUCGCUCCCGCUAUCUGCACCGGCUGUACCGUCGUCAUCAAGCCUUCCGAGCUUACUCCUUUGACUGCUCUCUACAUGACCAAGCUCUUUGUUGAGGCUGGUCUUCCCGCCGGUGUCGUCAAUGUCGUUGUCGGCUACGGACAAACCGUCGGUAACGCCAUCGCUGGCCACGAAAACAUUGACAAGGUCGCUUUCACCGGUUCCACCGCCGUUGGCCGAAAGGUUAUGGAGGAGGCUUCCAAGUCCAACAUCAAGAAGGUCUCACUCGAGCUUGGUGGUAAGGGAUCGAACGUCAUCUUCGCCGACGCCGACUUUGACGAGGCCGUCAAGUAUGCUGCUCAGGGUAUCUUCUUCAACCACGGCCAGACUUGCUGUGCCGGUUCCAGGAUCUACGUCGAGAAGCCCAUCUACGACAAGUUCAUCAAGGCUUUCAAGGAGACCACCCAGAAGCUCCAAGUCGGUGACCCCUUCGCGCCCACCACCUACCAGGGCCCUCAAGUCUCCAAGACCCAGGCCGAACGUAUUAUGUCAUAUGUCGAGUCUGGUAAGGAGGAAGGCGCGACUGUCAUCACUGGUGGUGCCCGUCACGGUGACAAGGGCUACUUUAUCCAACCCGUAAGUCCUCAUCCCCAUCUUUCAGUUUAUGACUUCAUCUCCCGGAUUGCCGAUCGGUGCCUGGCUGUCGGGCGGCUCUUUUCUCGACCGAUUGCCGAGCUUGCGAACUUCCGACUAUUCUCUUCUUUGGUUCCAUACGCUGACACCUCCAUGCAGACCAUCUUUGGCGACGUCAAGCAAAACAUGAAGAUUGUCAAGGAAGAAAUCUUUGGUCCCGUCGUUGUCGUCUCCCCCUUCGAGACUGAAGAAGAAGUCAUCGCCCACGCCAACGACUCUGUCUACGGUCUCGCCUCUGCCGUCUUCACCUCUAACAUCUCGCGCGCUACCCGAGUAUCGCAAAAGAUCAAGGCUGGUACCGUCUGGAUCAACUGUUACAACGAGUUGCACCCCCAGAUUCCCUUCGGUGGUUUCAAGCAGUCUGGUGAGUCUUUACUUGUUACGAGUGUCGGUGGAUGAAGGUUGAUGGGGUGAAAUAGGUCUUGGUCGUGAACUUGGUGAAUACGCUCUCGAGUCUUACACCGAAAUCAAGUCUGUCCAGAUCAACGUCUCUGCCAAGUGCGGUAUCCCCGCUUAAGCCGAUUACCUCGUUGUAAAGUCGUAAAAGGGAAAAGGAGAAAAAGGGUAACAAGAAUGCGUGAGAAGUCAAGGAGAAGCAAAGUUGUCAGAAGUCCAUUUUCAUUUCAUCUUUUUGUGCUGGGUGUGUUUGGCAAAACGACCCUUUGAUUGUAUUAUGCCGUUCUAGCUUUUGAUACUUGUGUAUGCAGUAUACGAUGAGGUC